AUGGCAAGCUUAUCUUACGAAGAAAUUAGACAAAGAAACAUUGACUCAAAUCGUCAGCUUUUGUUAUCUUUGAAGCUAUCAGGUCCAUGUGCAAAUCCAAUAAUACCAAAACCACAAAAAACCAAAAGCAGUGAAAAUCAAACAUCUAAAAAACCAAAAACCAAAAAACUUGCUACUAAAAUCGAUGAAGAAGAAGAACCCAAUGUUCUAGAUGAUCAAACGAACUCAAAGACGCGUAGAAGAAGUGGUAGAAUACAAAAAAUCAUUAAAUCAAAAGACGAAGAUUAUCAAAAAUCGUCAGAAGAAGAGAAAGAAGAAAACCUUAAACCGAAUCCAAAAAAACGAAAAUCGACGGGUACUUCAUUUCUUCCUGUCAAACGGCCACGUCAAUCUGGUCCUCCUCGUCGAAAAGCUCGUUCUUUAACUGCUGGUCGUCCUAACCCUAAAAUCUUUGGUCAUCAGAUUGGUGUAGAAGUAGGAGAUUGGUGGGAUUCUAGAAUGAGUUGUUCUCAAGCCGGUAUUCAUGCUCCACCAGUCUCAGGUAUAGCAGGAAACGAGACUGAAGGAUGUUGGAGUGUAGCUUUGAGUGGAGGAUAUGAAGAUGAUGUAGAUUUAGGUUAUGCAUUCACAUUUACCGGAGCAGGAGGAAGAGCAUUAAGUGGAACAGCCAAGAAUCCGAAAAACCUUCGUACAGCACCUCAAACCUUUGAUCAAGAAUUCACGGCUCUUAAUGCUGCACUUCGUACUUCUACGGAAACUAAAAAUCCUGUUAGAGUCAUUCGUGGCUAUAAGAAUCAUAGUCCAUUUGCUCCUGAAGAAGGGUAUCGUUAUGAUGGUCUUUAUUUGGUUGAAAGAGCUUGGAGAGAAGUAGGUCAAGCUGGAUUUCAAGUUUGUAAAUUUGCGUUUGUCAGAUUACCUGGUCAACCUAAGAUUCCAGUAAAAGAAGGUAGAGAAGCUGAAGCUGAAGAAAUGUAUAAAGAUAUGGGAUUCGUUAUCGAUGAACUUCCUGCUUCUCCUAAAGCUCGACCUGUUUGGACUAAAAAAGCUGCUCAAGCUCGAAUCAAGACUGAGGCGAAGGAAGAUGGUUCUGAUCAGGAGGUAGAAGGAGAUGGGGAAAAUAAAGAGACCCAAGUUAAGGAUGAUGAUCUUAAAGAGGAUAAAGUCCAAGCAGAUGAUGUUGAAGAGGAUGGAGUCAAAGGCGAUGAUCUUAAAGAGGACGAAGUUAAAGUCGAUGAUCACAAAGUCGAUGAAGCCAAGGUUGAUGAUCAUAAAGAGGACAAAGUCAAAUAA
This is a messenger RNA of Melampsora larici-populina 98AG31, 1290 nucleotides long. RefSeq lists its product as uncharacterized. The coding region runs from base 1 to 1290 and encodes 429 amino acids. Gene Ontology annotation, biological process: negative regulation of gene expression via chromosomal CpG island methylation; protein ubiquitination. The record is from RefSeq and is a predicted model, not a curated record. The transcript has 5 exons. Gene Ontology annotation, molecular function: ubiquitin protein ligase activity. NCBI's taxonomy places the organism in Eukaryota, Fungi, Basidiomycota, Pucciniomycetes, Pucciniales, Melampsoraceae.